Messenger RNA from Adineta steineri, 3126 nucleotides. The record is from the annotation of a GenBank genome assembly. NCBI's taxonomy places the organism in Eukaryota, Metazoa, Rotifera, Eurotatoria, Adinetida, Adinetidae.
AUGACUGGUCAACCAAGUAUGGUAAGCGAACUGGCAUCAUUAACAAGUGCUUCGAAAACAGUUGAGCGAUCAACUACAGUCAGUUAUUCUUAUGUAACUGAUUGGUAUAUUAAUUUGAUUCGUGCUUUUCAAGAAGUACCACCAGCUCAAAGUUGCAAAACGAAAUUCGUUGAAGAAUGUUGUAUGCUUUAUGAGCACAAUCCGACUAUUCUGCAAACGAUAAAAGAGUUUAGUAAUACGUAUGUUCCCGAAGAGGCAAUUCGUUGGUAUACACGUGAUGGAUUUCUGUAUAAAGUACUUAAUAGAGUUCUUCGUGAAAAAAAUCAACAGACGAUUCAACUACUUCAUUUCCUUAUUUAUGAUCUCAAUCGACAAUUAAAAAACGAAUUAAAAAUGACACCACAAAAUUGGAUGAAAGCUGAUACCGUACGUUUAUAUCGUGGGCAGCUGAUGUCGAUGGAUGAAUUGCAACAGCUUAGAAAUAAUAAAGGUGAAGAGUUAUUUGUCAAUAGUUUUCUCUCACUGACGACUGAUCUUGCUGUUGCAAACAUGUUCUCAGGUGCAGGUGCUUUUGGUCUUGAUAGUCCCAUGCAGUCGGUUAUUUUUCAUAUUGAAUGGGCAGCUAUCAUUCCUACGCAAGGUCCUGCAAAUAUUGAGCGUCUAAGCUUUAAUAGAGAUGAAGGCGAAAUCCUUCUUUCUCCAACUUACACUGUCAAUUUUCUCGACUGUGUUUAUGAUGAGCAAGAACGUGUAUGGAAUGCGACAUUUAGUCGUAUCGCACAAACAGAUGAUCUUUUGAUACGAAUCAGUGAUGAUGAACGUCUCAUGAAACUUGAACUUAUAUUACGGUAUUUACUUGACGAAAAAGAUUCACUUGAUGAUGAUACAGAAGACAUGCUUGACACAUCUUCUGUUUUACAAAAUGAUGAAUUUGAAUUUACAAAAAAGUUUUGUUCAACAUUUGUCGAAGAUGUGCCGAUUCUUGUACGUGAACUAAAGUUACCAGAAUUGUGUAGUGUCACGUUAAAUGAUGAUUCUUCGGAUCGUUUUCAUUUGAGAACACUUCGAUCAUUCACCACUGAUGCACUCGAUCAUGGACCUAAAAUUCAAGAUGACAUGAUUGUUACUCUCUAUGAUGCUUUGGGUGGUGUGUUCAAAAUGAAUGGAAAACUUAUGGAAGCUUACUAUUAUUAUCAAAAAGCAUCGAUAUAUGACAAACCUCAAUCACAAACAACUUAUACAAGACAGGCUCAUCUGGCUCAAAUUCAUAAACUUAAUGGUAAUUAUGAACUUGCCUGGAAUAUUUUCAAUGAACUUAUGGAUCGAACAAACGAUGCAGAUAAUUUCCUGUAUGAAGACAUUGCAUUUUUUCGAUCCAGUGAUAUGUCUGAUCAGGCGUUUCUCCAGAACUCACAUAAAUUUCUCCAAUACUGUUCCAGUUACGCUGAUGCUGAUAAUGAUGUUGAAGAAGUUAAUGAUGAUGAUGAUGACGAUGACGAUGAUGAUGAUGAUGAUGACUUAGAGCACGUUGAUGAUGAAAGAAUGGCAUAUGUCAUUGAAGCAUGGGCUGAGCUAGGCUACAGACAAAAUGAUAACAAAUAUUCAUUUCGUUUUUUCGAAAUUCUUCGACAAAUGGCAACAGCAAAAAAUAAAGCACAAUGUUUUGUGUGUAACAAAGAAAAAAAUACAUACGAUUGUAAAGGAUGUUCCAAAGAAUUCUGUUUUCAACAUUUAACAGAACAUCGACAAAUUCUUGACAAACAGUUAGAUGAAAUUAUUAAUGAUCAUGAUCAAUUUCAACACACAAUUAUUCAACAAAAACAAAAUCCACAAAAUGCUUCAUUAAUUCAGCAGAUUGAUCAAUGGGAAAAAAAUUCAAUUGAAAAAACUCAACAAACAGCACAACAAUGUCGAGAAACACUGAUGAAAUCAACAGAAAAAUCGAUUAAUGAUGUGGAAAAAAAGUUUAUUGAAUUAUCUAAGAAAUUAAAAGAAAUUCGUGAAGAAAAUGAAUUUAAUGAACUUGAUUUAAAUCAUUUUCAAUUACAACUAAAACAAAUUACAAAAGAAUUUGUCACACUAUCAAAUAUUUCUAUUCGACAAGAUUCACAAGAAUUUAUCAAGAAAAUUUCAGUUAUUUCAUCUUUCGAUUCUUAUCAAUCAAAUCAUUCUACAAUUAGUACAGCAACUAUUUCAAAGAAUCCAAUAACAACAAAUGAAAUAUCAACUCAAUCUCAGAUAAAACAAAAAACAUUUCAAAUAAAAAAGAAUAAAUUUCAACAAUUUGCAAUUACUGUUGCUGGAGGAAGUGGAAAAGGACAUGAAUUAAAUCAACUCUCGGAUCCUUUAGGGAUCUUUAUUGAUAAUGAUAAAUCAGUUUAUAUUGCCGACUCUUAUAAUCAUCGUAUUGUUAAAUGGAAAUUGAAUUCAGUUACUGGUCAAAUCAUUGCACGUGGGAAUCAAAAUAAUCAAUUGAAUUAUCCAACAAAUAUAAUUUUUGAUAAAAAAAAUAAUUCUUUUAUUAUCUCAGAAUGGGGAAACAAACGAGUAAUUCGAUGUUUUGGUCAAACUCAACAAACGAUUAUUUCAAAUAUUAGAUGUACUGGUCUGGCAAUUGAUAAAAAUGGAUUUAUCUAUGUUUCUGAUUGGGACAAUCAUGAAAUAAGACGAUGGAAACAAGGAGAUAUAAAAGGUGAAUUAGUUGCAGGCGGAAAUGGUUAUGGAAAUCAUCUCAAUCAACUCAACGUUCCUACUUUUAUCUUUAUUGAUGGCGAGUAUUCUCUUUAUAUAUCAGAUAAUAAGAAUCAUCGUGUAAUGAAAUGGAGAAAAGAUGCUAAAGAAGGAAUUAUUGUUGCUGGUGGAAAUGGUCAAGGAAAUAGUCUCAGACAGUUGUCUUCUCCUCAAGGAGUCUUUGCUGAUCAUUCUGGCCAAAUCUAUGUAGCAGAUGAAGGAAACAAUCGAUUAAUGCGUUGGUGUGAAGGAGAUAAAGAAGGUGAAAUUGUUGUUAGUACAAAUGUUCAAGGAAAUCAAUUGAAUUGUCCCACAGGUUUAUCAUUUGAUAAUGACGAAAAUCUUUAUGUUGUUGAUCGUAAUAAUCAUCGAGUUCUAAAAUAUAAACAAAUUUGA